AGGCUUCUUUACACUGCGCAGUUCUCCUCCACGCGACAAAAAGGUGCACGAGGGGGAGUAUGUCUCUUUGCGCCCCUCCUCCACGCGGCAAUCCGUGUACAAGAGGGAUAUCGUCUUUCUGCAGCCCUCCUUCACGCGGCAUUCAGCGUGCGAGAGGCUUUGUUUCACUGCGCAGUCCUCCUCCACGCGACGCAAAGGCGUACGAGGAGGAUUUUGUGUUUCUGCAUCCAUCCUCCACGCGGCAAUCCGUGUACGAGAGGGAUUUGCCAUUCUGCGGCCCACCUCCACACGACAAUUCGCGCACGAGAGACAUCAUAUCCAGCUGGGAAGGAUGCCGCGCACGCCUCAUGGGGUCGGCGGAUUUUGCCUGCCUCCGAGGGAUUCGUCGCUGUCCUGUUCUAAGUCAUACACGGGGCCUUCCCCCGAGCGCGCGUGAGGCCAUGGGCUGUCCAGUGAAGUCGUUCGGCGUCGCCACGGGCGCACUUGUUGGGCCUUGGCUCUACCUGUAUCCCGUGUGGUUGAACUCGCUCCCGAACCUUCUUCCGGGCUUCCUGCAGGGGCUCAGCAUCGACUGCGGCGCGCCCGGGCACGCCGCGUGCCUGGUGCCCCCUCUGGCGGAGUCGCUAUGGGCGAGGCUGGCCAUCAACCUGGCCAUUCUCCUGGUUUGGUUGAUCCCUCACUCGGUGCUCCCUCGCGGCUCUGUGAAGCGCGGGCUCCUGCCCAUCUUCGGGAACGCGUACCGCAGCAUGUACGUCACCCAGACCCUCGUGGGGCUCUACGCGCUGAUGGUUCUGUGGCAGCCCGUCCUGUCCGAUCUCGAGCCGAUAUGGGAUCUCUCAGAGUACGCGUCGUGGUUCCACGCGUUCCGGUUUUGCAACUGCAUCCUCUUCCUUCACGCGGCCAUCUUCAGCGUCGACAUUAUUGAGCACCUGGGGUUCUACAUGUCUUUCGACCUGAAGGUGCACCAGGGGGCCUUCGGGCUCCCCAGCAUCGCGCCCGAAGACGCGGCCCAGACGCCGGUGCCCGAGUUCGCGGGCAUGUUGCUCCCCUUCACCGAGCGCGGGUUCUAUGCCGUCGUCCGACACCCUAUCAUGCUUUCGUUCAUGAUGCAGUUCUACAUCGCGCCCCUGAUGACGUGGAACCGUCUGGCGUACGUCGUCCCGGUCCACGCAUGCGUCGAGUUUGCUACCUUCUUCCUGGAGGAGCGUGACUACGAGGCGUACUAUGGGGAGGUGUAUAAGGACUACAAGAAGCGCGUGGAUGCUCGAAUCCCGCUCCCCGGCAUGCUGUACGCCCCGAAGAAGGGGGGCAAGAAGGACGUCGAGAUCCCGCGGAGUGACGAGAAUUCGCCGCUCACGAGGAGUUGACCACGUCGGUCACGCAGUGGGCGCAGCCCUCUGGGCACUUUUCUGCACGCGGUGGCCCGGGCCAGGAGGGGCCACCGGGGGCGCCGAGGGUCGGCCUGGGCCCGACUGAAGCGUCGGCGCCAGAGCUUGUCGCUGUAGGGGUCCUAGCGGAUUCAUAUGGCCAGGCGAGGUUUGGAGCCGAUUUCGGCGGCGCGCCGGAGUGCCCGUGUGCCCGGCAGCCUUGAAGCCCUAAUAAUCUCAAUCGCCUCGAUAGUCCUAUAGCCCUAUAUAGUCGCAUGGCCCUACAGCCCCCA
This is a messenger RNA of Prorocentrum cordatum, 1660 nucleotides long. Lineage: Eukaryota; Dinophyceae; Prorocentrales; Prorocentraceae. The record is from the annotation of a GenBank genome assembly.